Perca fluviatilis (European perch) is the source of this 3727-nucleotide messenger RNA. It is a transcript of the gene rbm10, whose product is annotated as RNA binding motif protein 10. Bases 179 to 3001 code for a protein of 940 amino acids. NCBI's taxonomy places the organism in Eukaryota, Metazoa, Chordata, Actinopteri, Perciformes, Percidae. The transcript is spliced from 23 exons. Gene Ontology annotation, biological process: mRNA splicing, via spliceosome. The record is from RefSeq and is a predicted model, not a curated record. Gene Ontology annotation, cellular component: nucleus. Gene Ontology annotation, molecular function: RNA binding.
AGUAAGGUAUUGGUACCCUCCCCCUUGAAAUGUUCUGCUGUGGCCAUUUUACACUUGGUUCCGUGAAAAAUAAAACGCCAUUGUCACCUGUGCUUCGACGUGACAUUUAAAUAACUAUUGUUGGUUGCAUGUGGCACUGAAAAAGGGCAGAGACCAGGAGCAGAGUCAGUGGAUCAGCAUGGACUAUGAGCGGAGGGGUGGGCGAGGUGACCGAACUGGUCGCUAUGGCAACACCCACAAGGAUCACAACUUUCGUGACAUGGACUACAGAGGCUACGGUCAAGAGGAUGAGGAGGCAGGAACAGGAUAUGAUGUCAGAGCAGAGGAGGACAGACCAUACAACCGUGAAGGGCAAUCUCUGGGUAUCCGUGACUUCUUACCAGGUCGUCUCCAAGACCGCCCGGGGUUUCACCAGAGAGGAGAUGGGCGAGGGGACAUUGGGCGUGAGGGGAAAGGGCUCCUGUGGCCCCCGUGCUCUCAGUCGCAGCCUGAUCUAGCCCUUCCCAAGCUCCAGAGAGAGGAGGACGGAUCCAGGUUUGAGCAGUUAUUGACUAGCCCGCAGGAAAGAGGUAGGGGGAAAGGUGGAAGAGGCUUUCCUGAGAACAGUGCUCCUCAUUCAGGGGGUAGGGAUGGCAACUGGGAUCGUGGUGGUGCCCAUUCAGAACAGAUGGAAUACAAUACGGCAAGACAGAGAGAAGAGGACAGGUUCUCUCGUGCAGCGGUGAAGAGGAGGGCUUUUACAGUGGGGACAGAGGAGCAUAGUUGUGGGAAUGCUGGUCCAGACCUGUCCCUUGAGGAGUUGGAUCAGAGGGACCAGGACUACCGUGCAGAUCUAGAUCACAACCAGAGGCCAAGCAGCAUCAUAAUGCUUCGCAUGCUGCCACCUAAUGCCACCGCCAAUGAGAUCCGGGCACAACUUCAGGAGCAGGGGAUCCAGCCAAGAGAGGUUCGCCUCAUGAGAAACAAAUCCUCAGGUCAGAGCCGAGGAUUCGCCUUCGUCGAGUUUAAUGUCAUACAGGAGGCCACCCGCUGGAUGGAGACCAACCAGGGAGUGCUGUUGAUUCUGGGACAGAGAGUGUCGAUGCACUAUAGUGACCCAAAACCGCGUGCCAAUGAGGACUGGCUCUGCAACAAGUGUGGUGUGCAAAACUUUAAAAGGAGAGAGAAGUGCUUCAAAUGCAGUGUACCUAAAUCAGAGGCUGAGCUGAAGUUGCCCCAGUUGCAAAGGGAUUUGCCCAUUGGUCUUCAAAAGGAGGGAGCCCAAGGCUUAUUGCCCUUGCCAGCACCCUACCACUCUUCUGGUCCUACUGUCAACCCAGGACAGGCUACACCGCAGGCAGAUGUUGCCAAUGACACUCUGAUACUAAGAAACCUUGGCCCGCAUACUCCAGUGGAAACCAUCUUAUCUGCUUUGGCUCCAUUUGCCACUCUCUCCCCUUCCAACGUUCGCCUAAUCAAGGACAAGCACACACAUCUCAACAGGGGCUUUGCCUUUCUACAACUCUCUACAAUAGUGGAGGCAUCUCAGCUGCUCCAGAUCUUACAGGCUCUCCAGCCAGCUCUCUCUAUUGACGGGAAGGCACUUGUGGUGGAGUUUGCCAAAGGCUCCAAACGUGAUGUGUUUCUGACGGAUGGCAGCAGAGUGAGUGCUGCUACAGUGGCCAGCACAGCUAUAGCUGCUGCACAGUGGGCUGUCACACAGACGGCUCAGAAUGGAUCAGGUGGAGGCCAGAGUACAGAUACAGCAGUGUAUCAGCAGGGGGCAGCAGUAACAUACAAUCAGGAAGGAAAUGAAUACUCUGGGCUAGAUGGCACAACGUUCAAGACCCAGGCAGAUGCCAGGGUAGCUGCUUUACCCGGUGCAGGAAAAGCCCUGAUGGGGACAUACACAGGAGGAGCAGCUGAGGCAGUGACAUCUGGAUCAGCAGUCGUUCAUCCUCUUAGUCAUACACAGACUGCACUCAUCACCACUGCACCAGUUACACAGGUUGAGAUAGUGGGAAAGCCACAACCAGCUGCUCCCAGCCAACCUGCUACCCCAGGCACUGAACAUGAGCUUCAGCAAUAUCCUGUGCCAGAUGUUUCGACAUACCAGUAUGAUGAAAGCUCUGGCUACUAUUACGACCCACUCACAGGCCUCUACUAUGACCCAAACUCCCAGUACUAUUACAACCCUCACACUCAGCAGUACAUGUACUGGGAUGGAGAAAAGCACACUUACAUCCCUGCUGCUGCCGGCCAGUCAAACUCAGAGGGUUCUCCCACGAGCAUUGGUGCAGUCCCUUCAGACUCACCAUUUGCUACUCUUGGGAGCAAGGAGAAGAAAGAGAAACCCAAGAAUAAAACUGCUCAACAGAUUGCCAAAGAUAUGGAGCGCUGGGCUAAGAGUCUCAACCGACACAAGGAGAACAUGCGCUCUGUCUCCUCCUCCUCCCCUGCCGUUGGCUCCACAUCACUACCACCUGGUUACACUAGGGCACCUGGCCACAGUCGUCUAGAUGACCGUCGAGAAUCUGCUAGUGCUGAUGCAGGCUAUGCGGUUCUGGAGAAAAAGGGCGCGCUGUCUGAACGGCCUCAGAUUUUUCUGGACCAGAUCCGACAAAGUACAGAACGUUCCCCUCCUCAGCAGCAGGGUCUGGUCCCAGCCUACAGUGGCGAAACUGAUAGCGAAGAAGAAGGAGGUGACAAAGAGGAGAAGGAAGGGAGAAUGACAGACUGGGUUAAACUGGCCUGUCUGCUGUGUAGGAGGCAGUUCCCUAGCAAGGAGGCCCUCAUCAGGCACCAACAGCUCUCUGAGCUACAUAAGCAAAAUUUGGAGCAGAGAAGAUUUCAGCAGGAAUCUGCAGGCAAAGAGAGACUUGCAGAUGGACCUGAACAUCCUGAUUCUAAGAGGAGGAAGUUUAGCCCCAUUGACGGGAUCACAGGCACUAGUCUUGGCGCCAGGAUGCUGCAGGGAGGAGUUAAAAAAGGACUUCUAUUGCGCAAUAUGCAAGUGGAGUGAGCCCUCAUCCUAAAAUCUCGACUUAGUGACCCAGACAGGACAAUGACAAAGCCUAGCACGCAACACUUCACCAUUAACAUCCUAUAGAUAUAGAUAAACCUCCUUUAAUUUUGGUUUGGCAUUACAAUUACCUCAACAGUGGUAAUACACUCAUGAACUGAUCCUGUAGCAUUGGAUGUCAGGAUAUUGCACAGAAUGCACUUUUUUGCUUUCUUCCUGAAUGAUGCAGUUUUGAGUUCUCACUUGCUUUAAAGCUUGUGUGUGAUAAACAAGCUUAAUGUGUUUGGGAAACAUUUGCUGUUGAAAAUGAAAGAUCAGUGUAGAUCUUUAUGGCAGCAAAUGGGAUUUUCUAAUAUUACUGUCUAUGCACCAUAAUUUUUUGUUUUAAUGUAAUGCUAUAUAUGCCUUGUCAUUCAGUGAAUGACUGAUAUGGGCGUGAACUGUAUAGAUUUUAGAAGAGACUGGCGUCAUGAACUGGACAGGUACACACUAAAACUAGUGUGUUGAUAAAAAGUGUCUGUUUUUCAUAUUGCAGAUGUGAAUUCACAAUGUCAAACAUUUCUGGAGAAAGUUAUUUUUUAUUUCUGUAUUUGUUAAAUAAUGUGACUGUUUCAUCAAGCUCAUGUAAAUUAAUUCAGAAUAACACAUUUCCAUCGUCUGUCAAUGAUUGAUGUCUUGUAUGAAUAACGUUAGCUAAACCAGUAAACAAAUAUUUCGACAUUUUAA